AGAGAGAGAGAGAAUAAUUCGUUCGUAUGGCAGUUUCUUGAUCCCCCCCUCCCUCCUUCCCUUCCCUUCCUUCUUCUUUACAAAGACAGACACAGAGAGAGAGAAUACGGGAGGGAUACACUUCAGAAAUCAAGAAGGUAGAAGAAGAGCAAAAUCCGGGUCGUACCCGAAUAUCCAUCUCAAUCCAACCCGGAUUCCAAAGUCGUUGUCUUUCUUUUGCCCCUCCCCUCUCCCCUUCCCUUCCCUUCUUGGAUUUUGGCCUCAAAGAAAGAAAGAGAGAGAAUACAAACAAACAAACAAACAAACCAACCAACCAACCAACUUCUCUCUUUGCUCUGUGCCCAGAAACGAGGCUCCUUGUUUCUCUGCCUACACAAACACUUAGCCCUUCCCCUAACCAAUUUAUCUCCCCCUCUCUGUUUUAUUCUUCAACAAGUGCUCUCUCACAUUGUCCUCUUCUCCUCUCUCUCUCCUUUCAUCUGCCUAGGGCUUCUGCCUUGUGCUCUCCUUAUCUAUAUAUAUAUCUACGUUUUGCUUGAGAUUUGAUUUUUCAAUCUCUCUCUCUCUCUCUCUUGUAUGAAGCUUAAGAUCAACAAUGGGUGAUGGUAGCCUCAAGAAAAGCAAGCUUUCAUGGCCCAAAACAUUGGUCAAGAAAUGGCUAAACAUCAAGAGCAAAUCAGAAGAGUUUCACGCAGACGACUUGUUGGACAGAGGUGAAGGUGGAGAUAGGAGGAACAAUGUCAUUGAAAGAGAGGAAGCAUGCUCUGUCAAGAAAAGCAAAACUGAGACUCCGACCAAAAGAAAUAGCGCAAGAGCCCGACGAAACAAAAAUGAUUUCGAUCCACCCCUUGAUAAUCUUCGGGUAUUUACUGCAACAUGGAAUGUCGCCGGAAAAUCUCCGCCGAGUAAUUUAAAUGUGGAGGAUUGGCUUCACACUUCUCCUCCUUCCGACAUUUACGUUCUUGGCUUCCAAGAGAUCGUUCCUUUGAACGCCGGCAACGUUUUAGGCACUGAGGACAACGCACCCGCCAAGAAAUGGGUCUCUCUCAUCAGAAGAACUUUGAACACUCUUCCCGUUGGUGCUUGCCGGACUCCUUCUCCUGUUCCCCACCCCGUCGCCGAGCUCGACUCUGACUUCGAAGGCGAGUCUGCCGACGCCGAUAACUUCUCGCUCUACCAUCGGAGCAGGAGCCUCAGGAUGGACUUCUCUGCAUCAUCCCUGCCCCCUCAGCUCGACCGCAGAUUCAGCGUCUGUGACCGUUUCAUGCCAGACGACUUCUACGACCAGAGCUUCAGGUCUUGCUCCGACGACGACGAUCCUGAUUCUCCUCGUCAUUAUCAGUAUUCCCCUGUCUCGAGGACUGGAUCUUUUGUGGCAGACGACAGAGACAAGGGAAGAGACAAGUCUAAGUAUUGUUUAGUUGCCAGUAAGCAGAUGGUUGGGAUAUUUUUAACCGUCUGGGUCAAGAGUGAUCUAAGGGACAGUGUCAAGAACCUCAAAGUGUCUUGUGUUGGCAGAGGCUUGAUGGGUUAUCUUGGAAACAAGGGCUCGAUAUCGAUAAGCAUGUCCGUUCACCAGACGAGCUUCUGCUUUGUCUGCAGCCACUUGACAUCUGGUCAGAAAGGAGGCGACGAGCUGAGAAGAAACUCUGAUGUUUUGGAGAUUCUAAGGAAAACCAGAUUCCCUAGAGUGAACAACGCAGGCGACGACAAGUCUCCCCAGACGAUUUUAGAACACGAUCGGGUGAUAUGGCUUGGAGACUUGAACUACCGUAUAGCUCUAUCUUACCGGUCUGCAAAAGCCCUUGUCGAGAUGAGAAAUUGGAGUGCCUUGCUUGAGAAAGACCAGCUACGGAUAGAACAAAGAAAAGGAUGUGUCUUUGAAGGAUGGAAUGAAGGGACUAUCUAUUUUCCACCCACUUACAAAUACUCUAACAAUUCAGAUAUAUACGCCGGGGAUGAUCGGCUUCCAAAGGCCAAGAGACGGACUCCAGCAUGGUGCGAUCGCAUACUCUGGUACGGGAGUGGUCUUCAUCAGCUAUCAUAUGUACGAGGGGAGUCAAGAUUCUCUGAUCACAGACCAGUCUACAGUUUGUUCUCUGUAGAGAUUGAAUCAGUAUAUAGAAACCGUAUCAAGAAAAGCUCCAGUUACACCAGCUCGAGGAUCGAAGUUGAGGAACUUCUUCCUCAGCGGUAUGGAUAUUCUGAGUUUAACCUGUACUGAUUCAUCGUCUGGUCUAAGGAGGAGAACUCCAUGUUCCUAAAGCCUGAACAAAAAAAAGAGAGAAAAGAAAUUUGGGGUAGGAGAUUUUGUGGACUUUUGACAUGGAAGAGUCUUGGAAAAGGCAGAUCUUGGUCAACAUCUCUGUUUCUCGGUUAAAACAGGGGAAGAUUCGAGUGAAGAACACAAGAGAGAGUA
This is a messenger RNA of Capsella rubella, 2419 nucleotides long. RefSeq names its product type I inositol polyphosphate 5-phosphatase 4. Gene Ontology annotation, biological process: phosphatidylinositol dephosphorylation. The coding region runs from base 596 to 2224 and encodes 542 amino acids. NCBI's taxonomy places the organism in Eukaryota, Viridiplantae, Streptophyta, Magnoliopsida, Brassicales, Brassicaceae. The transcript is spliced from 11 exons. Gene Ontology annotation, molecular function: phosphatidylinositol-3,4,5-trisphosphate 5-phosphatase activity; phosphatidylinositol-4,5-bisphosphate 5-phosphatase activity; inositol-polyphosphate 5-phosphatase activity. The record is from RefSeq and is a predicted model, not a curated record.